AUGAGCGGGGUUGGAGAGAUGAUUGUGAGUUCCGUGGCAAAUCGGGUCGCUGGCAGGCUCGCUGACCUUGUGGUGGAGGAGCACACUCUUCUGUGGAGAUUCAAGGACGAUGUGGAUGACAUGAAGGAGAAGAUGAGAGAUUUGGAGGCUGUGAUGCAAGAUGCCGAUGACAAGGCGCGCCAACGAGGAAAAGAUGGAGCCGCGGAGAGGAGGUGGCUCACCAAACUCAAGUCUGUCGCCUAUGACAUUGAGGAUGUGCUGGAUGAGUUCGAUGCUGCUGAGCUCAUCAAGAAACAUCAACCCAAGGUCAAGUUAUUCUUUUCCCGAAACAAUCUGCUCCUCCAGAAGAUGACCAUAGCCCACAACAUGAAGAACUUGAGGGAGAAAAUGGUCAAAAUAGAAACGGAUGGCAAGAAGCUCAAUCUUGUGCUUCAUGAACCACUGGUAGAUGGGAGUAGAGGCAAUGAAACUUUUGCAGUUGAUGAUGUCAUGGAUAUUGGAAUGCUAGAAAGGGAUGCUGAAACAGAAAAAAUAAUCAGCCUUCUAUUGAACACAAAAGCUAAGGAGGAUAUCUCAAUCAUUCCAAUUGUUGGGCUUGGUGGACUAGGGAAGACUACCUUAGCCCAAGCAGUUUUUGCAGACAAAAGGGUCAAUGCCUUCGAUAUGCGAAUCUGGGUUUAUGUUUCUAAGGAGUUUGAUCUGCUCAAGAUUGGGAAAGCUAUCAUCAGAGGAGCAAACAAAAGUAUCAACCUGGACAACUGCAACUUGCAGUUUGUACAAGAUAAUAUGAGAAAAGAACUUGCCAACAGAAGAUACUUGAUUGUUCUGGAUGAUCUUUGGGAAGACUAUGGAGAAAAUUUGGAAAAGUUGAAGCAGAUGUUACAGCAUGGCGACAAGGGUAGCAAGAUUAUAGUAACUACACGUAGUAGAAGUGUAGUGCAAGUACUUCACACUGGUUACCUUACAAAUGAACGGAAAGUAUGUCCUGUGCCUCAGCCUGACCAUAUCAAUUUAGGGGUUUUAUCACCUGACACCUGUUGGAGGGUGAUGAAACGAAGAAUAUUUGGGCCUGAUGAUGAGCAAAGUGGCUUAGAGGAAAUUGGAAGGCAGAUUGCCUGUAAGUGUGGGGGACUACCACUGGUGGCAAAUGCUCUUGGGCAAGUAAUGUCUGAGCACAGGACCAUUGAGGCAUGGACAAAUAUAAGAGACAGAAAAAUAGCUUUGGAUUUCAAAGCAGAUCAUCAGCGUGACACUUUAGAGCGUCUAAUGUUGAGCUAUUACUACAUGAAGCGAGAAUUCAAAAUGUGCUUUACAUAUUUGGCAGCCUUCUCAAAGGGCUUCAUCAUGGACACUGAUCGCUUGAUCCAGCAAUGGAGAGCCCUUGGAUACAUUGAAGCAAGAGCAAGUGGUGAAAGGUGUAUCAAGUAUCUUCUGGGGAUGUCUUUUCUUCAGAUUUCCAAGUCUUUGUUGGUUAGUCCAGUGCACACCAAAGCUCCAAGAAAGCUCAUCAUGCAUGAUUUGGUGCAUGAUCUUGUAACAAUAAUUGCUGCUCAUGAAUUCCUCAUCAUGAAUGCUACUGUACCAAAUACGUGGAAUAAAGCUAAUAAGAAGCGUUAUUGCCGACACACGCAGUUGGUCAACCACAAGAAGCAAUCCAAGGUUUUCAAAGAUCUACCAAGCAAGGUUAGAACCAUCCAUUUUAGGGAGUGCAAUGUAAUGCAGCUUCCCCCAAAGGCAUUCUCAGAAGCAAAGUACAUAAGAAUCUUGGACCUGAGUUGCUGUUCCUUUGAAGGGCAAUCUACAAAUAGUAUAGUGCUGCCAUCGUCCACUCGUCAAUUGCUACUGCUAGCCUAUCUUGAUGUCUCGGGCUUGUCACUUGCAUCACUUCCUAAAUUUUUCCAUACGCUUCAGAAUAUGCAAACUCUAAUUUUGUCCAAUUGCUCUCUUGAAACCCUGCCUGCUAAUAUUGGUAACCUCCACAAGCUUUGUUUUCUAGACUUAUCAGGGAAUAGUGGUCUAACUAAACUUCCGACAUCAUUUAAAAACCUUCUCAGCCUUUCUUUCCUCCAGCUAUCUGGGUGUGCUAAUCUUAAAGAGUUGCCUGAAUCAAUUGACAACCUUAAAUGCCUACAACAACUAGACAUGUCAGGUUGUUGUGCUCUUCAAAAACUCCCUGAUAAAUUUGGUAGCCUUCCUAAACUUUCAUUUGUAAACUUGUCAAGUUGUUCAAAGCUAACCAAACUACCAGACUGUCUUAACCUUGACUCUCUAGAGCAUCUAAACCUCUCAAAUUGCCAUGAGCUAGAAAGUCUACCAGAGGGUAUUGGGAAUCUUUACAAGCUUGAGGUUUUGGACAUGUCUGACUGCUACAGGGUUCAAGUGCUACCAGAAACCUUUUGCCAACUUAAGCAUUUAAAAGACCUUAAUCUUUCAGACUGCCAUGGACUCAGACAACUCCCUGAAAGUUUUGGUGAUCUUUCUGAGAUCCAAUCUUUGAACCUCACAAGCUGUUCCAAGCUACGCACAUUGCCUCACUCAUUAUGCAAGAUACAUAAGUUGAAGCAUCUCAAUUUAUCGUAUUGUAUAAUGCUUGAAUAUCUUCCAUCUUCGUUCAGUAACCUUCAGCUUCAAGUCUUGGAUCUUACUGAUUGUUAUAAUCUGCAUGACUUGCCAGAUAGGAUUAGUAAGAUGACUAGUCUCACCGAGCUUAACAUUGCCGCAGGAUCAGAAUAUGUGUUUGAUAAGGCCCAAAGUAUUAGAGAACAUCUAAAUUUGCCUGGCACUAUAGAACAUGAUGUACAUGAGAUAGAAAAUGUUGGUUCUAGUAGUAUAGUGGAGCUUGGGCGAUUGCAUUGUCAUGAGCUUAUAGUUGGGCAGUUGCCAAACCUAAGACAUGUCACUAUGGAGGACAUGCAUUACGUUAGGAAAAUUGGCAAGGAGUUCUAUGGAGAGGAAGGAAAUUGUAAGAAAUUAAGGGUUAUUUGGUUGGUAAGAAUGGAUAACUUGGAAGAAUGCUGGACAACACGGUCUGGUGAAGAAGAUAAAGAGUUCCUAAUCCCUAAUUUGCAUUAUUUGCAGGUAAUUGACUGCCCAAAGUUGAGUUUCUUACCGUAUCCCCCAAGAAGUAUGAACUGGAAAUUGGAUGGUAGUGACCAGGUGCUGCCAGAACGAGGAUUUGAUAGCCUCGUGUCUUCUACUCUUCCUUUUCUUGUGAGCAUCGAGAACUGUAACUUUUCCCCUGACAGGUGGGGCAGACUUCAGCACCUUGCCACCCUUGAGAACUUUUAUCUUCAAGGCUGUAGUGGCCUGCGGACCUUGCCAGACAUCAUUAAGUGCUUCCUCUCCCUUAGAAGGCUAGAUUUGAGGUCUCUGGAGGACUUGGAAAUAUUGCCAGAAUGGCUGGGGCAGCUCGUUUCCAUAGAUGAAAUCAACAUCAUUGAUUGCCCCAAUCUAACAUCUCUACCUAAAAGCAUACAGAACCUUACUGCCUUAAGAGAACUGUGGUUGCAAAGAUGCAAAGGGCUGGAGAUACUGCCAGAAGGACUGGGGCUGCUCGCUUCCUUGAAAAAGCUUCUCAUUAUGGAUUGCCCCAAGUUGACUUUUCUCCCUGAAAGCAUGAUGAAUCUUACUGGCCUUGAAGAGCUAUGGUUGGGAGGUUUCAAUAGCCUACCAGAAUGGAUAGGGCAGUUGAGUUGUCUAAAAGAAAUUAACAUCUUUGAUUCCCCCAACAUGAUGUGUUUGCCAGAGAGCACGCAGAACCUUAACAACCUGAAGGAACUUUACAUUUGGAACUGCCUAAGACUGAUCGAGAGGUGUCGGGAGGAGGAUGCCAACAAGAUUUCUCACAUUUCUCACAUCCCUAGAGUUAUAUUAGAUGGCAAAAGAUUCAUACCAGGGCAAGCAAUUGAAGGACCAGAGAGGGAAUCAGAGUGAGGAGAAUUCUUGCCCAGGACAGAUGUAAAGAGUAAGAUAAGCAACGGUGGAAAAAAUGUACAUCUGCAUAUUUCAGCGAUUUUGUGAAUAUGGUUUCAUCUUAAAGGUGAAGCGCCAGAUGGGUUCUGUGUGGCAGCGAAUUUGAACAGGCUUUGCUAUGGGCCGGGCCGAGAACGAACAUAUGCUUAAAAUGGAUUGGCCAUUUUCCACUGUGCAAGGUUCAUCUCCUGCGCAAUCCAAGCCUUGGUAGCUCCGAUCACCAAGGACGCCAAGACCUCUCUCUACACGCUCUCCAUUGCAAACAAGAACUAUCUGCUUGACCUCUCCGGCCCGCUGCUGUGGUCACCGUGCUCCUCCACCCACCCCACCGUCCUCCGGCGAGUGCGCCGCCGUGUUGGAGAGACGGAGAAGUACUGCAGCAACGGAGGACGCGCGUGCACCGUCCGCCUGACGAAUCCGGUGACGGGCGAACGGGCUGCCGGCGACCUCACCGUCCCUGACAUUGCAGCCAACCGCGGAGGUCGCCCGUCCAAGGGGUCCUGCGGCAACGAGCUUCGCCACCUCCCUCCCCGUGCAAUUAACAGGCCGUCUCCUCCCGCCCCACGUAUCACGUUCUUAGAAAAAUUCAAACAGAUCAACUGUAUCACGUUGCAACAUGUUUGGGUUAGUUAUGUGCUUCAGUUCGAAUGCUUCGACUAGUUUCGCAGAAGGU
This is a messenger RNA of Oryza brachyantha (malo sina), 4645 nucleotides long. Its product is annotated as putative disease resistance protein At3g14460. NCBI's taxonomy places the organism in Eukaryota, Viridiplantae, Streptophyta, Magnoliopsida, Poales, Poaceae. The record is from RefSeq and is a predicted model, not a curated record. Gene Ontology annotation, molecular function: ADP binding; protein binding. Gene Ontology annotation, biological process: defense response to fungus.